GAGAGCUCUCGCUUUAACCCUUGGAGAGGCUGUUCGUUGGUCGGACGGGGUUGCGCGCUCGCAUCCGUUUACCGAGAACGGGAUCCAGCAUAUCCAUCUUCUCCUCAACAAAGCCGAUGGAUCUUUGGAGUCAAGCCAAGAUGUGACCGUCACGUUUUGGAUCUCUCCUUCCUUUAGAUAGAAAACAGAACCCCUGUUUCUAUAGAAACAUAAAUAAUUGACAAUUAGAAAACUAUUAUUCCUAAAAAUGCACUCCUCUAGCCGAACCUUCGCUCCGCCCUUGAGGCCUCGUCGUAUCGACACGAGCAGGCGGACCACCACCGCAGCGGAACCAAAGCCACACGGCCCUGUUUCCCAGAGGGAAGACAAAAACAUGAACACCUCUUCCUCUCCUCGGCGCGCCACCAAAGCGACCCCUGAGUCUUCCAGGACCAGGGUGGGGGUCCAGCCUCGUGCCCCCUUGGGUCAGUCCAGAUUGGGCUUACAGAGAAACACAGCUCCCCUCUCUACGACCAAACCCAAAAGUGUCCGUGCAGCAGCAGCUGUGUCGAAACGCGCCCCUCUUCCUGCUCUUCCUCAUCUGGACCCCAAUUGUAAUGAACCCAGCCUGCCUUGUCUGUGUUGCGACGGCCAUUCCCCCCAGGACAAUAACAGUCUGUUCAACCACAACCACAACAACAACAAUACCAUCUCCAUCAGACAGCAGCUGAAGCUUCAGCCCCCUCCACCACCUCCCCUGCUACCCCAGAGACAGGAGGGGACAGGGGGCAAGACCAAGACACAGGCCAGCCCCUCUCAGCCCCAGCCUCAGGUCCUGGCCCCAGCCUGCCCCCCUAAUGCCCUGGAACUGGAGAAAGGAACACAAGUUGAGGAGAAUGCAGAUGUUAACAAGAACACAGAUGUGGUCAUAGACAACAAGAAAGAAACGGAGGAAGAGAUGGAUGACAAGAAAGAAACAGAGGAGGAAGAGGAAAACAGUGUUGAUGUUGAAGUUGAUGAUGAGGAGGAGGGAGAUGAUGAUGAUGAUGACGACACGUUGGUCCCAUCGUGCUGCGACUGCCCUCCCUCUCUCCUGGAUCUCUCCCUGACCUCCUCCACCUCCUCAUCCUCCACUUCCAUCAGCUCCUGCUCCGAUCUGGAGUCAGACUGCGCCGAUCUCUCCACCUCUCUCUCGUCCUCUGACCACAAGUGGAACGCUGAUCUGUCAAUUUCUCAGGACCACACUCACAUUCAUGUUCCUGAACGCUACCCAGCCUCCCGUUCCCCCCCUGUCCUGCUCCUCAACCCCAAACCCCCUUCUGUCUCUCGUUGCCCUUCCUCCCCCCCACACGCCUGCUCCCCAGACGAGGGCUACCCCUCCGCCCCCGCCUCCCCCUCCUCCUCCGACUACCUGGGGGUCAAAGGUCAGACAGGCUUAGGGUCAGAUGUCACCAAACUAGGCCUCCUGGACUUCCUGGAGUCAGUGGGAGACUUUGGAAAGAUGGAGCGCUUUAGCCAGGUGAUUCAGGUGGCUCGCUGGGACCUGGAGGGGGAUCCUCAGGGGGAUCUACUGAGGGAUCGACUGGAUCACCUGGACCGACUGGAGAGUGUCAACAGGCAGGUGAAGCUGGCCCACAUCACCAGGCUCCAUGAGAAGGGACUGGAUCUAGGCGAUCUGGGCAAGGAGGAUCUCUCUGAUGUUCUGGAUGAGAUGGGGAACGUGGAUAUGUCUUGGAAGCUGUAUAAGGGCCGGGGAGGGUCUUUGGGAGAUUCCCAGGAGUUCUCUGAUGCUGGAGUGGACCUGACAGCACCUUCAGACUGUGACGAGCCCCUGACCUCUUCGCCCAUAGAGCUCCCACCGAGACCCCCCAAACCCCCUGCCCGCUAUGCCAGCGUGAACUCUGAACUCCACACCUACAUCAACAUCAGCCGUGACAUCACCCCCUCCGUCUCUGUCUGCACCUCUCCAUCCUCAUCCCCCACUUUCUACACCUUCAGGUGUGAGAAGGCCCUCCCUCCUUCCCCACGCUCCAUCCCCCCUCCUCUUCUCUGUCAGCCCAUCCCUUACUUUACUCUCUACAAAUCAUCCUCUCUCCCAUUCUCCCUCCCCUCCUCCACUCCCCCCAUCCCUCCCCCUCGGAGGAAGCACCUAGCCCGUAAGGAGGCUCAGCGUCUCGCCACCCUCCAAGCAGGAUGCGGGAAGACCCCCCUGUCCCUCUCCCCUCCCACCUCUCGCCUCCCUCCUUUCCCCCCUGCCCCCACCAUUUCCAUCUCCAACUCCACCACCCCCCUUGCCAUCCCUCCCCCGCCCUCUCUCCCCCCUCCUCCCUCUUUCCAUGCGUUGGAUGAUGAGAUCCGUAAGCUACUGGUGCUAGCAGGACUGACCCAGGCUGAGCUCCUCAAACUCAGCCCAGAGCUGGGGGUUUGUGUGGGGGGACUGGAGGAGGAGGGAGAGGGGGAGACCCACCACACCUCCAGGCCUGGACAGACACAUGAUAGUGGGAUGAGGAGAAAAGAGGAGAAGGCUAAGGAGCAGUAUGAUAUAGAUGGGUUGGCUGUGGAUGGAUGGAGAGAUGGAGGAGGGAGGUCAGAGGUGGAGAGGGAUAGAGAGACUGAUAUAUUUGGAGGAGUAAAGGAGGGAGAGAAAGAGGAGAGCAGAGAUGUGUUUAGAACCACGUCUUUCACUGACAUGGCGAGAAGGAGGAAGAGAAACAGCGGGUUUGGGGCUAACGUUAGCCUAGCAUCUGACUCCUACUACAGCACUGGCAAUACCAACACCUCUAACAAUGUUAACUUCGAGACUUUCAAAUAUUCCCCUGUGCUCUCGGAAACCCCUCCCCCUCCUCCUCCGCGUCCCUUACCCCCUGUCCCCCCUACCCUGCCCCCCCUCAAAGUUUGCACCCUUCUCGCCAACUCUUUACGCCCUGAGCGAUUUGAUUGGCUCAUGGCUUUCUCCCCCGAUGGUGAAACCCUGACCCUGCCCCCGCCCUUGGAAGUUAGAAAAUCCAAUGAGGAAACCCUGAAGAAAUCUACUUCCGGGUCAACGUCAGGGUCGGGUUCAAAAGUGAUGACCUUCAAGGAACUGCGUAACCGUAGCAAACACAGCUCCCCGGCAUACCAACUAAUAACUGAACCGGAUCCUGAUCCUACAGUCAUAACCCCUGACCCUGACUUCCUCUACAAUCUCAAGUGGAGGAGGGAAAAGACGGACAGCGACGGAAUCCAAUGGGAGUACACCUCCCAGGCCCAGGCCACCUUCCUGCAACCACCUCCCCUCACCUCAUUGGCUGCUUUUAGGGAAAUGUUCCAGAAAGCAGAGGAUGCUAUUGGACACCCCGAGUUAUGUCCCUCGCAGCGGAUUGGGUGCUCAGCCAGUGAAGGGAACCUGUGGAGGAUGGAUGGACAGAGAAAAGAGGAGGGAGAAAAGAGGAAAGAAGAGGUAGAGGAAGAAGAGGUGGAGGUGAGAGGAACAGCUGAUGGAGGAAGAACCUGGGAGUCAAGAACUACAGUGUCCUCACCCCCUCUCUCCCUGGCCCACUCCCAGCCCUCCUCAUAUUUCCUCCACUCUGUAAUCCCCCCUUACCACCCAGGAUACUGUGGUGCUCAUACGAGACCAGUCCCCAGGACCCAACCUCAUAGCCACACUGAAGUCCAGUCCAUGGCCCCUAACCCCUACACUACCCAGUCCACGGCCCCUAACCCCUACACUACCCAGUCCACAGCCAUAGGUCCUAACUCCUACACUAACCAGUCCACGACCCCUAACCCCUACACUAACCAGUCCACGACCCCUAACCCCUACACUACCCAGUCCAUGGCCCCUAACCCCUACACUACCCAGUCCACAGCCAUAGGCCCUAACUCCUACACUACCCAGUCCACGACCCCUAACCCCUACACUACCCAGUCCACGACCCCUAACCCCUACACUACCCAGCUAUCUAACCCCUUUGCUACACCAUACAGUCACACAGAUUUAAAUGAAGACAGCCAUGGAACUUAUUCUGAGAAUGAUAUUGAUUCUGGAUAUAGUGACUAUUUUAAGAAGGAUGGAGGCCUAGACUCUGCACAUCGUUUUGGAAAGGACUUCAAGAGCAACAUUGAUAGUUUGUAUCGUUAUGUGAAUGAGUCCAAGACUAAAGAAAAGCUGGAGUAUGGCUUUGUCUCUGAAUCCAUCACUGACUUUGACUCCCUCUACUGCACCACUAACGUCACACAGCCUCACACCGGCUCACACACACUCGUCAGCAAUGACACACACACUCAAGGCUGCACCACCCCAUAUAAAAACGUUGACGCGAUGAUGAUGGCAUAUGCCAAAACACACACUGUCGGUUCCCUUGGUCGCACUGACACACACACACACACACACACCUCUCACCCUGGCCAGAGCAGAACCUCUAAAGAUCUCCCUCCCCUCCCUACCUGGUACCUCUACCACCCCAAAAACUGUCCCAUCCACAGGGGUGCCCCUCCCCGCCUCUCCCCCAUCGGGGCUCUCGACCCCCCCUAUCGCUCUGGGGCCCCCCCUCCGGGCCUGGAUGCGUCCUGCCUCAGCUCACCCCUGUUCCCCCGCUCUCACACCCUCCCUGCCCUGGCCGCCCCCCUCUACUACCCCUUCCUCUACCCCCCUAUCCCCCCCAGGAAAACCUCAGACCCCCCAAAACUCAUCCAGACUCCGCCGCUGCCGCCCGCACUGACGGUUCGUAGCGUCUCAUUUGCCGGCUCUGUACAGAGAGGCGAGAUUUCCUGGAUGGGCGAUGACGUGAAGGCCCCUCUGAGAGGCCUAGGGCUGUCCUCUCUGUGCCUGCUGGAAAAAAGAGCUCUGGUCAGUGCAGUCAGUGUGGCAGUGGAGGCCAUUUUGGCUCAGUUCAGCUCCUCACGGACCCUGGUGCAGAAGUCUGCCUCCAUUAACAAGGCUCUAUCAGGAGACAGCAGUGUGAAUCCGUCUCUGGGCCGGCUGGUGCUGCAGUGUUUGUGCCCCGCCCUGCGGAGCCUGCUCUCCGAUGGCCUCAAGCCCCACCAGAGUGAUUUGAUCUUGGGCAGGAGGCCAAACUCAGCCUGGGGACUGGUCCAGGCCUCCACCAGGCCAGGUAGGAACUCUGGAGCGCAGUACAGAGGGCCCAGCACUCAGUCCCUGUACAGCCUCCAGGCUAGAAUAGGAGAGCUGCCCCAGCUCCGGCAGAACAAACACAGGUUCAACGCCUUCCUCCUCGGCCUCCUCAACAUCAAGCUUAUGGAUUUCUGGCUGUCCCAUCUCCAGUCAUGCAGUGAUGUGUUGGUGACGUUCUACCAGCCCUCUUCCUUCAUGCGUUUGUCAUUGACUUCCUGCCAGCCUCUGUUUGAGGAGCUCCUCCUCCUGCUGCAGCCCCUCAGUCUCCUGACCCUUAACCUCGACCUGCUCUUCCAGCACCACCACCUGGAUCCAGCCAAUCACAGCCCAGAGAUCCCCAGCCCACCCAAUCAGGACCUGAGGUUCAGGCUCUCGCCCCGGGGGUCCGCUUCCCAAGGCAGUGGCAGCAGCUAUCUCGAGAGCCUAUCAGAGCUGGACUUUGGGAGAGCAGAACCCGAGGCGACCAAUCAUAAUGCGAGCUCGUCGUCCCUGGCCAACUCAGGGGUGGGAGGGUUGGUGGAGUCACUGAAGCCAGCGAGUCUCAGUGUGGGGCCUGCAAAGGUCUCUGGGGGUCUUGCGGAGACAAGUCCUCAGCUGAUGUGGGUUCAGGAGAAAGAAAUUAGGGAGCUAGCACCUCCUAAUGUUGAGGAGGCCAGUCUCUCCCAACAGGCAGGACAGGUGAUCCAGCAGGGAUGGGGGGCUGUGGUACGCUGGGGGGGCAAGCUGGGCCAGAACCUGGCUGAACUCAGCCUGUCUGCAGUACAGAACCAGGAGGGGACAUCCAGAGACCCCCCAGAGCCCCAGACCAGUACCCAGGCCAGGAGUGACCCUCCUCAGGUCGAUGGAGCAUUGGCGGUCCCCUGGGGUUUGGGACGGCUGUUUGGAGCCUCCAAUAACUCCACGAUACCCACACUUCCAACCAGACGUCCGUCUCAGUGGUUGUCUCCAGGGGUGUCUGUUCUGACCCGGAUGGUGAGCAGCAGUUCCAGCGCUAACCAGAGGAGGGCGCUGGAGCCCCAGCAGGUAGAAGAGGUGUUAGAGAGAGAGAUGGAGACAUGGGACAACCCAAGACCCCUCAGGUCAGUCAGAACACUAUGCGACCACUCUGGCACAGGGGCGGAGCUAAGCUUCCAGAAAGGGGAGGAGUUAGUGGUUUUAGGGUGUGUCGAUCAGGACUGGAUUCGCUGUCGUCAGGGAGACCGAGAGGGGCUCGUACCCAUUGGCUACGCCUCACUGAUCCUGUGAUUUCAGACACCUGAUCAGAGUUUUGAUUGUUUGAAUAUAUCUGGGGGAGGGAAAAUGAAGUCAUAAAGCUAUAAUGUAUUUAGGCAACCAUAGAGAGGCUGUGGUGAAGUCCCCAAUGCUCUCAGAGAAAUAGUUCACCCCUGAAAGUUCAAAUCACAUGUUUAUAUCUCUAAAGUGGUCCAAAGUCGUAUGUCAGGGUUCCCCAACUGGCGGCCCAUGAUUUUAUUUGGCCCCCAAGUUUUCUGAGCAAAGGGUUUGGGUUACUUGUUGGACAUAAAAAAUACUAACAUCAGUAAAUGUUGGAAAUCUGUUCCAAGGUAUUCCCACACAUAGAGAGAGAUGUGAUUGUUUACAAAUCUAAGCAAGGUUUGAAAUUAUUAUAUUUUAGUCAAAUGUUAUCUGUUUGGGCUUCUUGCGGUCAAUUUGCAGUCUACAAAUGAUUUGUGAUUAUGUUCCACUGGUGGCUGAAUCUAGUUGAUGAUCUCUGGUCUAAGUGAUUUAGUUCAGUCCUUACUCCACACCAUCUGUGGUGUAGAUCCCACUAUAUGCACUUGUAGGAAUCUGCAAAACUCAAUCCCUAAAGAACUGUACCAUCUAAUGCCAUCUAAUUAGGGGGAUUUAAGGAAGAUUUAAUUUAGCUCACCAGAUGGUGUGGAAUAUGGACCCAGCAUGACUUCAGACCACUUUUGAAGUGUGAAAACUUCAGACAAACACUUAUCUUGGUGUGGACUAUCCCGUUAAAUGUCCUCCAUUCAUCAUCUCUCUUUGGUGACCACUGAUCUGAGAAGGACUGGAUAAAUCUUUGUAGAAUUCUAUUCAUAGGUUGCACCUCCGUCGUCAUACCAAGGCGCCAUCGGCGGUGCCCUAAAGUGGUGUGAUAAGCCCCGUCGUUCUGAACUACUGUUUAGUCUAAAUUACAAUAUAGUGCCUGUGGAAAUACGGUGACGUUGCUAAAGUAGUCAAAUAUGUAGAAGGAAACAACUUUCCCAGCAUGAUCAUGUCGUCAAAUUUACUUUAGACGGAUGGCAAUGUCAUCAUCUAGCAAAAUUCGACAAGAAUAGCUAGCAAAGCUAACGUUAGCUAGUUGCAAUCAGAUGGCCUCCCCUCAAUUUAAGCUCGUUAGCUAAUGUUAUACUGCAUUUAAAGUCUAUCUGGUGACAUCAAAAUGAUGACGAAAGAAUGUCCUAAUAAUUAUUUGCCUGUUUUUGAAUGUCAUCCUGGCCACUGAAAUACACUUUCGAUGAAAUCUUCAUCAGCGCUUAUUGAUAAUGCAUUGAGUAGAAUGCUCAGUCUGGCAUCAGUCCAAACGAACGUUGAAAACAAUAUUGUGACGAAACAUGCAACCAAUGCAUUCAGCUUAUCCAAACACUUUCAGAUCACCAGUCACUAUGGGAAGAUUUAUAGCCUGGUAGCCAGGUCGGUUUCUGCUCUAGACCCAGACCUUGCCGCCAGGCUAACCGGUGAAGGGAGCCAUGGUAGAGUAUUGGAGCGUAGCCCCUGUUACGUUACGUAACGUAGUACCAUAGUGAAAUGUAGCUGUUUUCUGUGUUCUAUUUGACCUUUCACCCCUAUUGAUCUCUCGCCUCUUUCGCUUGGUCUCUGUGUGUUUGACAUGUUCCCACUACAAUUAAUAGUCAGUUUUAAAAGGAUAACUAUUUGACUGUAUAAAUAUACAUACAUAAUAUAUAGGUAUAUGAAUAUAGAUUAAUUUAACCGAGAUAGAUAGAUGGAUAGAUAACCAAGAGAAAACAGAUAGUCAAACGUUACUAUAGAUAAGGUUGAUCAUGAAUCAAAUUGAUAAGUGAUCUGGCCUUUUAUCCCCAACUCACCAGUCACUACUCUAUAGUCAUUAUACACACGGACAGCUCCAGUGUUUUUUGUCAAUUAUUGGAAUCCAGUGGCUUCAUCUUAGUGUGUGUUGUAUGCAUUGUCUUGACAUCAUAUCCUUCAUAUCUUCAUCAUAACCUGAUGAUCUCAUACCUUUACACUGUAUUGUAUAAGGAAUGCUUUGAGUGAAUGCAGUGGGGUUGGGCUCAAUAUGGCAGUCAAUUCAGGAAAUAAACUGAAAUUCCAAUUCGAUGAUUGAAAUAAGGGCCUCCUAUUUUUAAUAACUUCUUAAUGAAUUGAAAAGGAGAAGCUAUUUAUGUUUUUUAAAUAGCUGAUUUUAAAUUCAAAUCACUUCCUGAAUCGGCAGCCUUCAAUUCGAAUUGAGCCCAACCCUUGAAUGCAGAAGAGUAUCUAUCUAUAUGACACAUAUCUAUCUAAAGGACAUUCUAGUAUCCAACAGUAAAGUAUAACUGGCAUAGCAAUGCUGUAACUUCAAUCAGUCCACACCUCUUAAACCUCACUAACACAUACUACUCAGUGCUUAUGGAAAUAUCAAUGCUUUGAGACGGACAGAUAAACAGACAGGUAGACAGACAGAUAAACACAGACAGAUAAACAGACAGAUAAACAGACAGACAGAUAAACAGACAGAUAAACAGUCUGAGGGACUUGAGACCUGUCUCUUUCUACUCAGCCCAGGGAUGAUCAACUCUAGUCUGGUUACUUUUCCUUUACCUCAUAGAUCAAUUGGUAUCUUUGAUUCCCCAGAUAUUUAACUUGACUGGUUACCUGGGCGUUACUAAGUCUGACUACAAGACAAUACAAAAGGCUACUGAGACCAGUAGACAAUGUGGGUUUCCAGGGCCAUAGUUGUAUGUUCCUGACUGAGACUAUCCAAGCUUUCAGAUGAAGCAGUAAGCUACUCCCUGAUGUACUGUAUGUGUAGGACGACACCACGACUGUCAAGCCUAUGUGUUUGAGGGAGAGGCUGCCCUUCCCCCAACCGUGCCUCAGCUCUCAUACAGUGGGGAGAACAAGUAUUUGACACACUGCCGAUUUUGCAGGUUUUCCUACUUACAAAGCAUGUAGAGGUCUGUAAUUUCUUAUCAACUGUGAGAGACAGA
Messenger RNA from Oncorhynchus mykiss (rainbow trout), 9288 nucleotides. RefSeq lists its product as uncharacterized. Gene Ontology annotation, molecular function: protein binding. Gene Ontology annotation, cellular component: cytoplasmic vesicle. The record is from RefSeq and is a predicted model, not a curated record. NCBI's taxonomy places the organism in Eukaryota, Metazoa, Chordata, Actinopteri, Salmoniformes, Salmonidae.